This is a messenger RNA of Sus scrofa (pig), 2710 nucleotides long. The record is from RefSeq and is a predicted model, not a curated record. NCBI's taxonomy places the organism in Eukaryota, Metazoa, Chordata, Mammalia, Artiodactyla, Suidae.
UAGUGAGGUCCAGGAACUUGCAUUUUAGCUAACUCUUUGGGUGAUAUCUAUGCAGCUGAAGUUUCAGAAGCAUUAGCCUAGAACACCCUUGUAGAGGCUGGAAAUCUGGGUGGGCAGACUUUGGGAGACUGUUGCAGUUAUCCAGUAGGAGGCUGAUGAGCAGGGUUCAUGGUGCCAGGCAGAGGAGGAGAACCUAGGAAGAGGAGCAGUUUUGGGCAAAAAGGGUGUUAACAGUUUGGGAAUGUUGCACUUGAGAUAUCUGUGAAGAGAUCCUGGAGGCUGUUUGAUGCCAGGGUCUUGAGCUCAGGAGAGAAGCCAGGCUGGAGAUAGAUUCAAGGUCUUGAGUACAACCUAUGCUCAUUGAAUCAUCUGGCACAGGUGAGAUUACUCAGAGAAGAAAAAGAGGAGAGGAGAGGGCUCCGGAUCCAGCUUGAGGACCUCCAACACUUCAGGUGGAUGCCUCUGAAAGGAGUGCUUUUCGGACUGGGCUUUGCAACCCACCUAGUGAAAAACAAUGCAAUCAGUUGUGAAAUAGAACGAGGAGAAAAUAAGGCACACAUCGCACGCAAUGAGGCUGGUCCAGAACCGUGUCCACCUCUACAACUUCCUGCUCCUCAAGACCACCCUCUUCAACCGCUGGCUGUCGGGGCUGAGCCAGGAGGCCCAGGGCUCCCACCCGCCCGCCAACAUCACAGCCUGCCCUGUGGGCCGGGCUCUGCGGGCUGGGCUGGCCCUGAUAGAGGUUCCCGGGGGGCUGGUGCUUCGGGCACCCAAGCUGGCGUGGGCGGGCAUGCUGGGCUGGGCCCGGGCCUUGGGCAUGGCCCCGAAGCGGCUGGGUGCCUGGGAGCAGCUGGGUCUGUCCGCAGCCACCUGGACGGAUGUACUCCUGUCAUGUGUGCACAGCCUGAUGCUGGCUGCCUUGCUGCUGCUGCUGUUGAUCUGGAGGUUGUGCCACAAAGCCCAGUGCUGCGGCCUGGGCCGGCUGCUCAGGAAGGCUCUGCUGGAGAACCGCGUGGUGCUGGGGUUACUGGCACCGCUGAAGCGUCUGUACUGGUGGGUGGAGAGCCUGACAGCGCUCACCUCCUGGCACCUGGCUUACCUCGUUACCUGGACCACUUGCCUCGCCUCCCACCUGCUGCAGGCUGCCUUUGAGCACACGGUGCAGCUGGCGCAGGCCCAGGAGGCUGAGCCCCAGAAGGCCUCCUCAGGGCUCUUGCUUGAGUCCCCGCUGCCUGAGCCCCUGGCCCCUGAGGCUGGGCCGGUCCUGCCAGAGCCUGGAACUCCUGGAGAGUAAAUGCGUCCCAUGGGCCUCUCCUGUCUGGUCUGGCCUCCGGUCUACCUCUCCGUCCCUCCUCUGGACUGGGCGGGAGGGUGUGCUGGGUGCCUGCGUGCCCGCGUGCGCUAGGGCUGCCUCUGGGAAGGAAAUUCCGUUCUGUGAGCACCUGACUUAUGCCUGAUAAGCAUCUCAGACACUUUACACAUACAGUUGUGUUUCAGUCUCAGCAACACAGGUGUCCAGAUGAGAAAACCGAGCCUCAGAAUGUUGGACGUUCCCAGGGUCCCAGAGUGAGUCCGGGGAAGAGCCUGCACUGGACCCUCGGCUUUUUGUUUCCUAGAAGCCCUAACUUUAUCUGGGUCCACACCCCUGCUGCUCAAGACUGUUGGUGCCCAAGGCUUUAGGGGCAAUGCGUAGUUAGAGGCUCUGGCCUCUGGGAGGUGCCAGGGUCUCACAUUUCAGAGAUUUAGAACAUUCCUUUCAAAAAGUAGCUACUCCUGAGCCAGCACAGAACUAGCCCAUACAACCACUUACACACUUGGCUACUCAUUUUCCCACUCAUUCAUCCAUCCACCCACCCACCCAUCCAUCCCUCCAUCCAUCCCUCAGUCUGUCUACCCACCUACCUAGCCCUCCAUCCACCCACUCACCCACAUGUUCCUCUCCUCCAGGGAGAGGGAAACACCCAGUGUCUCAGCACUCACCGCAGCUGCCCAGGUCCUGCUCGGGGGGUGCUGAUGUAGCCGUGUGUGUUCAGCCCCCAGUGGGUCAGAUCCCCAGACGUCACCCUCCGGUGAGUGAUUCCAUGUGAGGAGGGCAAGGAUUUCUUAGGAAUUCAUGGUCACCCCUUCCUCCUUCCCAAGCCUGCGGGUGGCAGGAGCGUGAGAGGACAUUGCAGAGAGCUCAGCCCUGCUUUCUCCUCCAUUCUGCUUCCCAGGCAAGUGAGGCCCGGAUCCCUGCCCUGCCUCUCAUGUAAACCUGCAGAUGGUCCAGGGCGGGUGUGGGGCGAACGUCCAGGCCCUUCUGCCCCUUUGGGCAGAUGUCUGGAGGGCUCCUGCCUGGCUGGCCAGGCAGAACACCUGCUGGGGGAGGCCCUACAAGGUCCUGGUGAUGGGGUAGUCAUAACUGGGAUUCUGGAACCCACGCCACUCUGCAUGUAGGGAUGCUGAGGGCACAAGUGCAUGAAGUUGGCCCACUGCUGAAGAUGGGGCCUGGGGUGCGUGGGAGGGAGGCCCCAGAGCAAGCCUGUGGAGCUGGAUGGCUCUUGAGCUGCCGGGGACCCAGGUAGUUCUUGACAGGGCUGGCCUAUGGGGUCUGGGGUGCUGGGAGGGAGCCAAGCAGGGAGGGGAGGUGGCAGGUGCCUGUGCAUGAGGAGAGAGGAGGACAGAAGCCAGGAUGGAGCUGAGGGAUGGGCUGGAGGCUGGGACCAGCCAU